GUCCUUCGCACGGACAUCCUCGAGGACGCCGGGAAGAGCACGAGCCCCUUAGUCGACGUCGGCCAGGUGGAGGGAGCGUACAUCAUGGGCCAGGGGCUCUUCACCGUCGAGAAGCCCCUGUACGACCCAGGCACCGGCAGGAGGCUCACGGACGGCACCUGGUAUUACACCCCGCCCGCCGCCCUUGAUAUCCCGGUGGACUUCAGGGUCGCACUUCUCCACGACGCCCCUAACCCUGUGGGCGUGCAGUCGUCCAAGGUGACUGGAGAACCCCCCUUGUGCCUGGCCUUUACAGUGGUCAUGGCGCUGAGGCAGGCUGUAGCAAGCGCCAGAGGGGAUGCAGGAGUAACUGGCUGGUUCCAGAUGGACACACCCUUGACUGUUGACAAUUUGCAGCGACUUUGUCUUGUGGAUUCCAGUCGCCUUACUAUCAAAUGAAUUAAAAGAUUAAUUACAAAUGGAUUUUAAAAGAUGAUUGUUAGAAUUUACUGUGUUGAUUGUUGAUUUUAUCAUUUGCUGUUGGGAGAGGAAGGAAGAAAAAUUCCAGAUAGUCAUUCAAGGUUUAGAAAUAUAUAUUUGUCAUGAUUUUGAAUAAUUCGGGUGGGACGACCUAAAUAGAUUUCUUUUUUAUGAUACCUAUUCAUAAUCCAGGAGUUUGAUAGAGAUCCCCCCAAGCAUUGUGGUUAUUUUUCUGAAUCCAUACUUUUUUUCUACAAGAUUUUGCGUGGAACAGCAUAUAUUCCGUUUUCUUAUUGUUGGUGUAGAUUUUUGUUUAGUCUAUUAUAGUGUAUUUCAUUGGGAUACAUCUAACUGGCCCACAUGCAGGUAAAUGCAGAUUAAUAUUCUUAUCGAAAAAGCUCUACAAGAAAACUCUAGUGGUGAUUGUAGCAGAAAAUAUGAUAAUUUAAUCAUUCCUAUUUAUAUUAGCAAUUAGAUUAGUGAUAAUUAUAUACCAAUAAAGUUAUUUAUGCGACUCGA
This is a messenger RNA of Penaeus vannamei (Pacific white shrimp), 978 nucleotides long. The record is from RefSeq and is a predicted model, not a curated record. Lineage: Eukaryota; Metazoa; Arthropoda; Malacostraca; Decapoda; Penaeidae.